Drosophila biarmipes is the source of this 895-nucleotide messenger RNA. RefSeq lists its product as uncharacterized. The transcript has 2 exons. The record is from RefSeq and is a predicted model, not a curated record. NCBI's taxonomy places the organism in Eukaryota, Metazoa, Arthropoda, Insecta, Diptera, Drosophilidae. The coding region runs from base 1 to 660 and encodes 219 amino acids.
AUGAAGUGGACAACGGGUCUGCUCUUGGCGGUGGCUCUGCUCACUCUGCCAUCCCCGGGACUCGCCUCUCGGAAUCUCACGGAGUUCAUGGGACACCGGCAGAAGCGUUGGCUGAUCUACCAGAACAGUGGAUCCAUGAAGUUCAGCAUUGGUCCCUCGACCCCUAUUCCGCUGGGCGAUAAGGUGAGCUUCCGGUCCUGUGUGCUGUCCUUCACGCUCCAAGGUGGCUCCUACUCGCUGCCCACGUCGCCCAUCUGGCCCUGGGACAAGUGGGAGGGCACCUUUGCCCGCUCCUUGGAGCACAUGAGGCGGAACAUCGAGCGGCACACGGCCAGUGGAGGAGUGCGAUAUGCCGACGAUGCCAGGCUCUUGGUCUACACCGCUCUGGAGGAGUACAUGGGCAGGAGCAACAACGACCGUUCCAUGGGCAGGCAGUGCCUCCUACGGUCCAUCUGCGAGAACGCCCAGAUACAUCAUCACAUCGGGGUGUUCUCGGAAAUUAUGGAUAUCGUACUCAGUCCCGGCAAAGCGGAUUUGGACAGCUCCUAUCACGAGGCCUUCGCUGCCGGAAAGGCUGGAGCGAAUUGUCUGGGCCUCUACCGGUCCUGUCCUCGGGGCUCCAACUUCCUCGACGGGCUUUUGAUUGAGGAAGAUGAUUGAUUUACUGCUGCUGCGGCGGAUUUCUGUGCACUACGGAGGAGAAUGGGGAUCCGCAAUAAAGUUUUCAGCCAAAUCAAAGUGCAUGUCUAAUGGGUCUUGUCCUGAUGUCGGAUUCCGCUUGUUCUUGCUGCAUAAUUUGGGGCGGAAAUGCACGGAAGCAUGUCUGAGGGGCCAGGAAACUGUGUUGACUCGGCUCGAGCAUGAGCAUGUGUGCACAUCGAUGCAGGCGUACCAG